AUGGGACUUAAUUGUGAACCGUAUCCAAAUGGAGCUCUUCUGGCAAAUCCGGAUGAUCCACAUUCCUUUUAUCAAUGUUCGAAUGGCAUUGGUUAUUUGCUUCAAUGUCCAGCAAAUCUCGUUUGGAAUCAACAAAAACAAGUGUGUGAUUUUGGUGAUAAUGUUCCAAAACCCGACAAAGAAUCAACCAGUACCAUAGUACCAACUGUACCUGAGGAAUUAACGACGACAAAUAUUGUAUUACCACUCCAAUGCUCAAAUCACACUGUCAUAGAUGAUCCAACACGUCAUAUUCUGUAUAAUGCAACUCGAAGUUGUGAUGACGAGAAUCUUGGUUGGGUUCGAUUCAUUGAUGGAACAAAUAAUGGACGUUCAAUGAUAAUUCCAACUGUACAACCACCUUAUUUAGAACAUUGUGGUGCAGUUGUACCUGGAUGGUUAAAAAAUUUUACGUAUCCAACAACACUUGGAACAACAGUUCAAGCUUCAGUUUGUUUUGAUUUUGUAAUAACAGGUUCAACAGCAAGAUUCUGUAUGUACACAAUCGAUAUACAAAUUACCAAUUGUGGUCAGGAUUUUUUCGUAUUCAAUUUACCAGCUGCACCUCGAUGCAAUCUUCGCUAUUGUACUAUUUUAAGUCAUCUUCUAUAUAAGAAAAGAAAAAAAGAUGAUUUAAUUAUAUUCAAAUAUAAACAUAACAUGUACUCUAUCAAGAGUCAUUCAGGCAACAAAAGUUUGAUUUGA
Messenger RNA from Rotaria sordida, 744 nucleotides. The record is from the annotation of a GenBank genome assembly. Lineage: Eukaryota; Metazoa; Rotifera; Eurotatoria; Philodinida; Philodinidae.